CUUUUCGCCAUUUUUGCCGACCUCGCGGCUUGCUGCAGACAUAGCCUUCUGUGUUGCAGACCUUGCCACUGCUGCUUUGUCUCUGAGGUCAGACUGCUCCCAGAGCCAUGAACGGAGACGGCAGCUUUGCAAAGAACCCCAGUGAUGAUGAGCAAAUAUCAGAGAAUAAACGCAAGGCCUUUGCUGAUAUUGCCCAAUACUUCUCUAAGAAAGACUGGAAAAAGCUGAAAUACUCGGAGAAAAUCACCUAUGUGUACAUGAAGAGGAACUAUGAGGCCAUGCGUACACUAGGUUUCCAGGUCACCAUCCCACUUUUCAUGCGUGAUAAACAGGCCGAAGACUCACAGGAGGAUGAUUCUGAUAGAGACUCUAACCCCGGGAAUCUGCUUGAAUGUCAUACAAUGACUUUUGGCAUGUUCCAGGGACUCUUCCCGCAGAUCAUGCCCAGGGAGCCACCAGAGGAAGAAGGAAAUGAUUCCGAGGCAGUGCCAGAAACAUCUGGCACACAGAAUGAUGUGAAAGAGCUGUGCUACUCGCAGUGCACCCCGAUGUACUCUGGAAAGCCAAGUACCUUGGAGAUGACUACCAACAUACCUGAACCCAAAAGGGCGACAAAUGCCUGGACCCAUAGACUGCGUGAGAGAAAGAAUCUGGUGAUCUAUGAAGAGAUCAGCGACCCUGAGGAAGAAGACGAAUAACUCCUCAGGGAUAUGACACAUGCCCAUGAUGAGAAGCAGAACUUGGUGACCUUUCACGAACACGGGCAUGGCUGCGAACACCUCGUCAUCAGGUGUAUAGCAAGUGUUCACAACAAUGAAAAGUUGAACGUUUUUUUUAGUGUGCCAAGAGUUUGAUGGUAGCUUUUCUGUUGUAUUUUCUUAUAUGUGCUAUUGGUAGAUACUAGCGUUUCUGUUGAUGAGCAAGAUAUACUUAAUACAUAUUUCGAUUUGUGUAUCCAUGCACCUACCUUAGAAAGCAAGUAUUGUCAGGUAUUCUCUGCAUAGAAAAGCACCUACCCUCCCGGAUGUGACUACUGAGGGCAGUUCUGAGUGUUUAAUUUCAGAUUCUUUCCUCUGGAUUUACACACACCACACACACACACACACACACACACAAGUACCACUAUAAGCAUCUCCCAUCUGCUUUUCUCCACUGCUAUGUGUCCUGGUUAAGCCUCCCUCACUCUGCUUCCUGUUCAACAUGCACUCACUGCUGCAGACUUCCUUCAAUGAUUCCCUGUAUGCUACAGUUAAUAAACAUUU
This is a messenger RNA of Callithrix jacchus (white-tufted-ear marmoset), 1262 nucleotides long. RefSeq names its product synovial sarcoma, X breakpoint 4B (gene SSX4B). Lineage: Eukaryota; Metazoa; Chordata; Mammalia; Primates; Cebidae. Gene Ontology annotation, cellular component: nucleus. The record is from RefSeq and is a predicted model, not a curated record. Gene Ontology annotation, biological process: regulation of DNA-templated transcription.